CGUCAUGAUGGUUGGUGCUGUGGCCGCGUACAAGAACAACUUGCUAAAACAGUUUAAUCACGGUGUGUAUGCGUUGGGCCCAAAAAUUAAUGCGUGAGUGAAAGAUCGUGAUUGCAGGUUGGUGAAUUUAAGGUGGAAUAUUGUGGCAAAAAGUGGUUCAAAAUCAUUUAUCUGUAUGGAUGUCUGAAAACCCCCUGUUUGGCCCCAUGUGAAAGGGUGCAAAGUGCAAAAAGCGUCGCUCUAGUUGUGUUUGUGCGUGUGUGUAUGCGGUACUGUGGCUUAUCAGCGUGUUCGUGUGUUUGUGUGAUUGUGCAGGAAGCUCAAAAAAGGAAUCGUGAUCCUGCGGUUUGAUUCGAUAUUUGAUCAGUUCCGUUCGUGGUCUCCGAUGCCGAUGAAAAAUCAAAGCAUUCGUGUGAGUUAUUGCGGGCUAGCGGCAAGAAUUGUGCGGAAAUUGUGAAGUGAAAUACAUACGGGAACGGCAGUGAAGGCAGUAGGAGACAGCUGGUACGAAAAAUCGGAGUAAAACGCCAACACGCAUCGUCCGUAGUAUUGUUUAGCUGCUUUCUUCCGUGUUCGCCGCCAGGACGACGUGGCCAAGACGACGACGGCACAUUCGCGCUUCAGAUCACGGCACGAUCGGCGGCGGCCAUUCGGUACCGGCUGAUCGGGUGAAAAAAUGCAUCUGAAAUGUGGAUUACUGCUACUUUUUACGCUGCUGCUCCUCAACGACAUCGAAAGUGGUUACGUAAGAGAAUCAAGAAAAGCACGACCCCUCAACGAGUACAUAUCGCACUACGAAAAGUUAAGCUACGAUCAUGAGCAUCUGCAUGCUAGUCACAGCCGGGCAAAACGAUCGGUCACCAAAGAUCAUUACGUACGUCUUAGCUUUACCGCACACGAUCGACAUUUUAACAUUAGACUUAAACGCGAUCUCAGCACAAUAAGUGAUAAGUUAGAGAUACACACCGACAAGGGGCCGGCGCAGGUUGACUCGUCCCACAUCUAUCAUGGCGAGGUGAUCGGCGAUCCGGGUAGCUACGUAUUCGGUUCGAUAUUCGACGGUGUGUUCGAGGGAAAGGUAAUCACCUCGGAGGAUGAGUACUAUGUCGAGCGGGCGAAGCAUUACUUUCGCGAAUCGUCCAAUCCGGAUACGCAUCCGUUGCAUCACAUCGGUGACGAUGAGCCACCGUUCCAUUCGGUGAUCUACAAGGAACAGCACGUGGACGAUCCUUACCGGCACCGGAGGAAAGGACAUCCGUCCGGAUGUGGUGUGCACGAUGAGGUUUCGGCGUGGAUGGAUCGAGUCCAGAAUUCGGCUGUUGAUGAGGAUGAACCCGAUAACGAAGAGGCGGAACAGGAGGAGGAACAGGCACAACAAGACGAGGAAACAUCGCUGGAAGAUAAGCAACAGCGACAGCAGCAAAACGUAAGCAGUUUCGGCCAACAACAGCAACAAGAACCUUUAGCAGCUCAGAACAAGCAUAAAUCAAAUGCCAAAGCUAAGCGACGGUCGGCAUCGUUCGAUAAGGACACGCGACCCGAUAUCGGCGGUAACGAAAUUCCCAUCGAAACUGGGUACGAGUUUAAGUAUCCGUACGAAAAAUACUCAAAGGCAGCCAAUUGGCGAGCCGCGGGCGAAAGCGCAACCGACUCGGAAUGGCACUGGAAAGCACACGAGCGGGUCCGGCGAGCGGCCCGACCGAAGGAAGACUAUCGGAACACUUGCUCGCUGUACAUUCAGACUGAUCCAUUGCUGUGGAGUCACAUACGUGACAGCAUCGUUAGUCAUCUACACAGGGCGCGGCGUACCGAGCUAGAGGAGAAAACGCGCGAAGAGAUCCUGUCGCUGAUCAUACAUCACAUCACUGCCGUAAACUACAUCUAUCGCAAUACCAAGUUUGAUGGGCGGGUAGAACAUCGGAACAUCCGGUUUGAGGUCCAACGUUUGAAGAUAGACGACGAUUCGUCGUGUGGUGAAAACCACCAUGAAGCUCCGAGUCCACUGUGUAUGGAAAACAUCGACGUUUCCAAUUUUCUCAAUCUACACUCGCUCGGCAACCAUGAGGCGUUCUGUUUGGCGUACGUGUUUACCUACAGAGAUUUCACCGGAGGUACGCUUGGAUUGGCCUGGGUUGCGUCGGCUUCCGGUGCGUCAGGCGGCAUUUGCGAGAAGUACAAGACCUACACCGAAACGGUUGGUGGUCUGUACCAGAGCACCAAGCGUUCACUCAAUACCGGCAUCAUUACGUUCGUAAACUACAACACGCGUGUUCCUCCGAAGGUGUCACAACUGACACUUGCUCACGAAAUUGGACACAACUUUGGUUCACCGCAUGAUUAUCCGGCCGAAUGUCGCCCGGGUGGUAACAAUGGCAAUUACAUAAUGUUUGCAAGUGCCACGAGUGGAAUCCGGUUAAACAAUGGCAAAUUUUCGCCGUGCUCGGUGCGAAACAUUUCGAACGUGCUAGACGCGAUCGACGAAAACAAGAAGCGCAACUGCUUCCAGGCGUCGGAGGGUGCAUUCUGCGGCAACAAAAUCGUUGAGAUUGGUGAGGAGUGUGAUUGUGGUUUUAACGAGGAGGAGUGCAUGGACAAGUGCUGCUAUCCGCGCGAGAUGACCGACGCGAUGAAGAUUGAGAAUGCGACGGCCCAAAGCUGUGGACGGCGGGCCCGAACACAGUGCAGUCCAUCGCAGGGACCGUGCUGCGAUAGCAAUACCUGCCGCUUCAUCCCAUCGGAUGCGAAGGUGACGUGCAAGGAGGAGACGGAAUGUUCGUGGGGUUCGACCUGCAACGGUACGACCCCGGAGUGUCCGGAACCGAAGCCACGCGAUGACAAGACGAAGUGUAACAACGGUACACAACUGUGCAUUAAGGGUGAAUGUUCCGGAUCGAUUUGUCUGUUGUGGAAUAUGACGGAGUGUUUCCUAACGUCGAACAUCAUUCCGAACAUUGACAAACGCAAACUGUGUGAGCUGGCCUGCCAAAAUGGCAACGAUACCAAUACGUGCCGGAGUACGAGUGAAUUCGCUCGCGAGUUCGGCCUACCGGACGGUGGCUACAGUCUCCGACCCGGUUCACCAUGCGAUAACUUCCAAGGUUACUGUGAUGUGUUUCUGAAAUGCCGUGCAGUUGAUGCCGAAGGUGCACUGGUGCGGCUGAAGAAUCUGUUGUUCAACAAGAAAACGCUCCAAACGGUGGCCGAAUGGGCGACGGAGCGAUGGUAUUUGGUGUGUAUCGGCGGCAUUUGCUUCAUCAUCAUGAUGGGCAUCUUCAUCAAGUGCUGUGCAGUACAUACGCCGAGCUCCAAUCCGAAGAAAGCGGCGGCCUAUCGAAUUUCGGACACGCUGCGCCGUCCAAUGAACACGCUUCGCAUGAUGCGCCGUCACCAUCACAACGGAGCCGGACCGCGCAGUGUCCCUGUCCCACGUAAUGAACGUUCCCGAAGUGCGGGAGACAGGGGAGGCGGUGGUGGUGGACGAGGUGGCGGGGAACGAAACGGAGGUGGACGUGGUGGUGGAAGCCGAACGCGAGGUGACGGUCAUGGUGAUAUGCGCAAUGGCAGUGUCCCUGCGGGACAUAACUCUUCGUCCUCCGGCAAUAGCCGCCCGUCAAACAGUUCACGUCCGCCAGCACAUGGGUAUGGCGAAGGCCGUGGCCAACAAUACUACCCACCGAAAGGCCAUCACAACAGUAAGCAGCAACAUUCCCGCAAAGCAAAUUCCAAUCCCCGCGAAGGGGUUCGAGCCAAUCAGACGAGUGCCACAGUGGUGUACAAGAAGUAGAGUGAACAAAUUGCGCUUAACUAAAGCGACGAAAGGACAUGAAAAAUCGAACCUUGGCACCUUGGUGCGUUAGAGUGUCCCUUUCCAUUAAGUGCAAAAAAGUACAAUUCGCAGCUUGAAGCCAAAUUCUCGCAAUUUCUGUUCAGUUUCAGUUAUGUUUCUCCAGCUAACUUCAUUAUCAAUCAAUAGAAACGAAGUUAUACACCCCAGUCGCAACAAUCGAGUUCUUAGAUUUUUUUGUCAUAAAAUCAAGGAACCUUCGUCAAGUGCAGGUCAAUUUUAUGUUAACACACCACCAACUCAGAACUAUAGCCGGAUGAGCAAUGCCGAGCUAUACGCGGAAGCCUAUCCGGACCGGGGAAUGUACGAACCACCGAGACGCCCGUAUGCUAAUAAUAAGGUUUGACAAGAUCGACGCCAAACACGAGACCACCACCGUAACAAAUCGCAAACAUCCAGACGCCAGUAUCGUCGGUGCAAUCCACAGUAUCGCUACUGUUGGACGACGUCGUAAACGUGUGCUUAGUUUCAAAUAUCGGCAUCGUUUCUUCCCUUUCUUCCAAUCGUUGCUGUCGAUUUGGUUGAUGAUUUCAUUUCACACAAGCUCCUUCCAUAGAGUUUGAUCCUACGGGAAAGCAUGACGGAAGGGCGUGGAACAAAUCUAACGAUAGUGCUACGGGGGACGUAGGUAUCGCCACCUAGUUCCUUAUUUUUUUAUCAACUGUAACUUCCAAACAAACUUCAAACGUCUCCGUACUACAAUGAUUGCCACACAUUGCAGAUGUCGAAUAGAUUUCAAAAUAUUGUGAAGCGAUAAGGAAGAAGAGAAGUUCGUACGUGACCAAUGGAUUGAAUGAAUGCAACGCAAACAUAUUUUCCUUUCCAUUUAUGGGGUUAUAAAUUAAUUUAAUUUAAUAAUUCCAAAUUUUUUGUACGUGGUGCUUGUUGACGGAAUUACAUUUUUACAAAAGGACUAUAAGCUACCGUGAUAGUAAAAGCCAGAUAGUUGAGUAAAGAGAAGAGUUAUAGCUUUUUAUAUCCUGUCAUAUUUUUUCCUCUGCCCAAAAAAGCAACAGACAAAAACACUAUACCGAUAAUGAUUGGUUGCGUCAUUUAACGUUCUACAGUUCUGGCAUUUUUAUAUCUAUGUUUUCCAUUUGUAAACAGAAAAAAUGACUUUUGACUGGUUGUUAUCGUGGUUCGCAUUUGUUUUUCUUUCUUAUCUCAGACUGUAUCGAAUAUAUCUUUUUAAGCGGAAUAUAAAAGCCAUCUAUGGUAUAAGAUUGUAGUUGAGGGUUAAAAAGGGUGUGCAGAACAAAGUGGGUUAGACUGUAGAACCAUUUUGGGUUGUCGUUAGAUAUGUUCGGUUGAUGUCAGUCCGUGCAAGGGAUCAAAUGAAAAUCAUAUGAAUGAAAUGUAUGCAAAACAAUGCAUGUUUCGCAAGCCAUGUAGGGGUGUGACAAGGCAUCAAAAAGUGCGGCAUUCAGUCCGAAAUCAUGAAAAACCUUAACAAAACGAACAACUAUAAAAGUACAUUUACACACAGAACACGUUAUUCAUCUCCGGGUCCAGCAAUAUAAAAAAACGUAUGAGAAAAGCGCAUUGAAACCAUACAAUAACAGAAAAUGGGAAUGGGUUUGUAAAAAGACAAUGGUAACAAAGGUGUUGAGCAAAGCGAAACAAUGUAUGAAAAAAAAAAAAACACUCACCGAAGAAAGUGGAAAAACAGAAGAAAGAAGGGAAAUUUAAGAAAACAAAACGGUCAAAA
Anopheles moucheti is the source of this 5552-nucleotide messenger RNA. It is a transcript of the gene kuz, whose product is annotated as disintegrin and metalloproteinase domain-containing protein 10 homolog. The coding region runs from base 677 to 3784 and encodes 1035 amino acids. The transcript is spliced from 15 exons. Gene Ontology annotation, cellular component: plasma membrane. Lineage: Eukaryota; Metazoa; Arthropoda; Insecta; Diptera; Culicidae. Gene Ontology annotation, molecular function: metalloendopeptidase activity. The record is from RefSeq and is a predicted model, not a curated record. Gene Ontology annotation, biological process: Notch signaling pathway; membrane protein ectodomain proteolysis.